This is a messenger RNA of Plasmodium relictum, 1644 nucleotides long. RefSeq names its product conserved Plasmodium protein, unknown function. The coding region runs from base 1 to 1644 and encodes 547 amino acids. The transcript is spliced from 2 exons. Lineage: Eukaryota; Apicomplexa; Aconoidasida; Haemosporida; Plasmodiidae. The record is from RefSeq and is a predicted model, not a curated record.
AUGUCUGGAGAUAUUUCAGAACAUAUAAACAACAGAAGCGAAAAUAAAAAUAAAUAUAUAAAUAUAAUAAAAAUUAUUCAGCAUAGAGAAAAAUAUAAGGUAAAUUCUUUGAAUAAUAAUGAUAUAUUUAACGAUACAAUAAAAUCAAUAAGUGAUUCAAAUAUUCAUAAUAAUAUAAAACAAAAGAUAUCAAAAUAUAAUUAUGAAGAUUUAGAAGAAGAAAAUCAUACAUUUUUCAACUCUCUAAAUAAUAUAAAUAGUAUAUCUAAAAAUAUUUUAUAUGGUUGUAGUUCUUUUGACUUUUCUAAUAUUUAUUUAAAAAGAGAUUAUUUAUCAAAUUCAUCAAAAAAUAGUGCUAAGACAAAUGAAAAACCUAACAAUGAAAAUCUUAGAGAAAAUAAAUGUACAGAAAGGGGAAAAAAUAAAUACUUCAAAAGUGUAAGUGAAAAUAACUAUUCAUUUUUAAAAAACGAAAAUUUAUACACGCUUUUAGGAAUGAAAAGUGGUAAUAGUUUAAAUUCAUACAAAGAUAUCUUUGAUAAAAGCUACAGUACAUUCAAUGAAAAUCUUUAUCCAUUUAAAAAAAAUACUUAUAAUUCUAUUCUUCAAAAAAAUGGAGUUUUAUAUAAUGAAUUUUAUGAAAAAAGUUAUACUACAAUACAUCCGAAAUAUAACUUUAAAAAAAAAAAAUCAAUAAAGAGUAAAACGUUUAAAUUAGAGAAAAAAAAAACAAAUUAUUAUAAACAUAGAAUAAAAAGUACAAAUAAAAUAUAUUAUAAAAAAGUAAAAUAUAAAAAAAAAAAGCAAAAAGAUAAUUUAGAAGAAAAAAAAAAAAAUUUUAAUGGAAAUAUUUUUUUUAGUCCAAUAUUUAACAGUUCAUAUAUUUAUGAAUCCCUCUCUACAUCUAAAAUAAAAUUUUUAAAAGAAGAAAGAAGUUUAAUUAAUGAAGAACAUGAUCGUGAAGAAUAUAUUAAAUGUAUUUUUCUUUCUAUUAAAAGACAACAAAAAAAAGUUGAUUUUUUAGAAAAAAAUGCAGGGCAUCUAUUAGAUUUAAUAGAACUUUUAUUAUAUAAAAGAAUGAAAGAAAUGUUUCUUUUCAAAAAAAAAAUUUGCAGUAAAGAUAAAUAUAAAUCAAUGUUCCCUGAUAUUUUUUAUUUUAACAACAAUGAUGAUUUAAUAGAAACAAUAGACAAAAAAUUGAAGUUUCUACCUAAAGUCCCAGCAAAAGAAAAUUUAACUUCAUAUUAUGGUCCAUCCUCUUUCGAAAUAUUCGGAAAAUAUUAUUCUUCAUAUAAAUAUGAUUAUAAAUUAAUUAAAGUAGAUGUUAAAUUAUAUAAAUAUUCAGACAUAUUUACUAAUUCAAAUAUAUUUUAUGACAAAGAAAUAAAGUCUAACUAUUCUUUUGAAUUGUUAAAUUAUUAUAGAAAAAAAGAAAAUGAUUCAAAUAAAAAUGUUAGAAAGGCAAAAAAAAUUGUCAUACCAAAAAAAAGCAUAGCUCCAUUUUGUAACUUUAUGUAUAAAAUAAAUUCAAAUAAAAAAGAUAUAGAAAAAACAGAAAAAGAAAAAACAUGUUACGUAAAAGUAAAGGAAAUACCUGACGAUUUAAUCGAAGUUUUAAAAUAUAAAAAUAUAACUAUUACAUAA